Suillus bovinus is the source of this 2157-nucleotide messenger RNA. RefSeq lists its product as uncharacterized. NCBI's taxonomy places the organism in Eukaryota, Fungi, Basidiomycota, Agaricomycetes, Boletales, Suillaceae. The transcript is spliced from 11 exons. The record is from RefSeq and is a predicted model, not a curated record. Bases 1 to 2157 code for a protein of 718 amino acids.
AUGUGGUGGACUUGCCAGUGCAUUAACUGUACUCCUUGGUACAAUCCAACAUCUACUAUGAACUCGAUCAUAUUCUCCCCUUUGAAAGUCAAAUCAGCACCCUCACGACUCCAUGGUACACCACAGCCUAUAUCUCGGAUGUCGCCUGCCAUCACAAAUGAUGUGCCCAGCACAAACCAACCUCGGUUUUCACUGGCCAGCAUUGCUGCCUUGGACUCAAACACAUUUGCUCAGGAAUUUACCAAGACCGAACGCCAGGCGGCUGCACGUGCACUGCUCAGACAUGAUGCUCACCUUGAUGGCACUCAUUUUCAUACCAGGAAACCCACUGGUCUUCAUCCUUCGUAUAUCGCUUUCAACUCAUACACAACUUUGGAUGAGAAGUCUAUGAUGCAUGAGGAAUUUGUUGAGGCAGCAUUGCAGGACCUUUUGAUGCAGUCGCAAUGCAAGACCAUCUUGAUGGCGGGAUCUCUCUUGUUAUUUGUUGUCCUGGCUCUGAAGCUACACCAACUUUUUCACCCGAGCAUCUCUCUCUCGAUCUCUAUAUCACACCGUGUGAAUUAUGCUUUUGGGGAAGAGUUUGCAGUCCCACAUUUGCAGCACUUCACAGAGCGCUGCCACAUUGAGGGUGUUGUCCCUCCUCACCACCACCCAGCAAGUCAGGUCAAUCCAUCUGCAGUCCCGCACUUGCCGGUACCUAUGGCUGCUACAGGUUCCCGCAUUCAUUGUUCAGUGCGUCCUCCUCAGCAGUUUCAGCAUGAUCUUCAAGCUAAUGCCCAGUCCAACACAGCAACCUCCUCUGCUGUUCAGGAGGGUAGAGCUAUGGCACUUUUGGACUCCGACAUGCCACCUAACAAGAUUCGACGACGUCGACCUGCUAACACAUUUUUCACUAAGGGUUUGAUGGUUCCCGGAACCGAGAUACAAGAGAUGCGAGCACCAACAUCCUUUACACCACCACUAAUUAGCCUCGGCCCACAUACAGAUGCUGUACUUGAUCGUUUCAAAAUGGAUGAUAUGAUGCUUCUUAGGCUUCAUGCAUUCAUCAGAUCCAUUCGCAGCAGCCAUUGGGAAGCAGUGCUUCGAUCCCCGAAAUGGGAUCUAACGUAUGAACAGGCUUCAAAUUUAGCUAGAGCCCUCCUUGUGGACCUCCAGGGAGUGCAUCAACAGGUUUACAUGAAUUUUGUGGCACCAAUGGUUUUGCACAGCUUCAUGGUGACGAACAGUCGCAGAUGGGUCCAAGCCCAACCCUCUCGCCGUCCAAAAGUGACCCUCAGCAAGGAGGCUCGUGCAGCCAUAACUGCCCAAUGUCGCAAUAAAUCCCAUCAGUUUAGGGUAGCUCUUCACAAUGCUUGGGAUGAGCUCGAUGAGACUAUGAAGACCAUUGCGUCCUCGCACCAUAAGAGUUUCUGUCAUGUCCAGAACGACUUAUGCAUGGGCCAUGAGAUGUUAUGCUACCAACGCUCUAAGUUGAGUGCAUGGAACAUGUUCUGCUGGAAGAAGCAUCAUGAAGACAAGGAAAAUGGGGCCACAGGAAAGGCUGUAUUGCAAGAUCUCAUUAGGGAUGAGAACUGCGAUGAAUAUUGCAACCUCACAGACAAUGAGAAGGCACAGCUUUUGCAGGAGUACCGUGAACACAAGGAGACGAAGACUACCGGCAUCCAUAUCUUGACAAAAUCAAAAGUCAACGAUGUAACACAGACACUCAAGGCUGUCGAGAAUGAGCUCAAGAACUUAUGGACGUGUACAGGUGCCGAGAGUAUCCUCUAUACCACACGUGGCUCUACAGAUCUCCCCCUCCGUGGUAUCGCUUUUGCAACUGAAGGUGUCCAUGAGUUCAUGGGCUCGGUGAUGAAUAUUGAUGACCAGGACCUUGUGAGUAAGAUGGAGGGGUUUGCUGUCCAGGGGAUGAAAGGCGCUGCGAGGAACCACCAAAAACGCACAUCAGAUAUUUGGAGCACAAUUCACCAGGAAAUCAACAAGACACUUCGCUGCGUGCACUUGUCCGAACCUUCUGCAGGCAGUUCUCGUGUUCCGAGACCCGUCCAAACCUCGCAAGUUACCAUACCAUGUCCUAUCCUCGUCCUUUUGACUUCGCUGUGCUACACGGAUAACAUCGGCAUCCUGUCGGUGUCUUCUUUGAUAGAUGAUCUAUAG